Molecule: messenger RNA, 3055 nt
Organism: Colias croceus (clouded yellow)
Lineage: Eukaryota; Metazoa; Arthropoda; Insecta; Lepidoptera; Pieridae
Product: katanin-interacting protein-like
Exons: 15
Coding region: 1-2430 (809 amino acids)
Source: RefSeq, a predicted model, not a curated record
AUGGCUAAAAAACAAAAUGGGUACGAGUACUCGACACAGGACACAAAAAUCCCAUACUGGCUGGGAGAAAUAACAAAGGAUUUAAAGGAAACUCAUAUUAAUAAUUCUAUAGAUAAUUCCAGUAAUUGGAACCUCGAGCCAAAUAACGUUAAUUUUGAAAACUAUAGUAAUGAUAAUCAGUUAAGAUUGAUCCGGCGAACUUCAUUGGAUCUAGAUUUAUUAUUGAAGCCUGAAUCGCAAGCAGUUGCACAUUCUGCAGGAACACUUCGCUACAAUCAUAGUAAGGGACCAACGCACAAUGGACGACAAAAGAAAUAUUCAAAUUUUAAUCAAAGUUACAACGUGGAUUCACAAAUGGAGAUCAGUAAUGACUUUUUAUCGGAUCUCCUUCCACAUUAUGUAACACCGAGACAUAGAAGAAUCGAUAAUGCCAUUGACAAUGAUUUUCAUGAUGUUAUCAUUGGUGCCAGAACUCGAGAACAUUUAAAAAAUAGUAAAAAGAUACCGAAAGAAGCAUCCUUAUUUACGAAUGACAAUACCGCACAAAACAGUUCAAUGAAUAAUUAUUCAAAUAAAGCAUCCUCCAUAGUUUCUGUGCCAAAACAGGGAAAUGAAAGGAGAAAUAAAGAAUUUAUUAUACCUGAGUUACCGGAAGGAAGGCUAUUGGAAAUAAAAAUAUUCUCAAAUUGGGGUGAUAAGUUUUUGGUUGGGUUAAAUGGUAUUGAGCUAUUCGAUAGUAAUGGGGAAAUUGUAUUGGUUGAAAAGGUAUGGACAGAUUCAGAUACCGGUGAUCAUUCAAAAUAUGGCCAGGUGGAUAAUUUAAUAGAUGGGGUCGUUCGUACCAGAGACGAUAGACAUACAUGGAGUGCACCGGCACCGCAAGGGUUACCGAUUGCUUUAAGCGUUCUGCUUGCCAAAUGUACUAGGCUAGCUUUACUGAGGAUUUGGAAUUACAACAAAUCCCGUAUCUACUCCACGAGAGGUGUUCGUUUAGUUCAAGUGAAACUUGAUGAUCAAAUUAUCUUUCAUGGGGAAAUAGCAAGAGCAAGCGGUGAAGUAAAAGGACAACUACCUUCGUUUGGAGACACAAUUCUUUUUACCAAAGAUGCAAGUAUACUAGAAGCGAUAAUGGUAAAUGAUAAAAACUUUCAAGCAUUACUUAAAGAUAAUGAACCAGUUCCUGAAACAAAUACGGUUGAAAACCGACCUCUAACGGCUAAUGGCAAGAAAAAUAAUACUCUAAUUAAUAUAAAGGAAGACAGUCCGAAACGUGAGGGAGAAGAAAAGUAUAUUGCGAAAGAAAUAAAAUUGACUCUUUUGUCAAAUUGGGGCCAGAGACAUUUGAUUGGCUUGACGGGAAUUGAUUUACUUUGUAACAACAAUCCUGUAACUAUAAUCCGUGGCUACGCGUAUACGAGCUUCAUUGUUGAAAACGAAGCUAACUUCGAGCAUGGCCUAAUAGAGUGCAAAAGUCUUUUCAAUGGCAGAAACAUUACAACAGAAUUUGAAGAUAUGUGGUGUACCAAUUUUAUGCCAGGAACAAAUUACUGUCAUAUUAUUAUGGAACUGAAGGAACCCACGGAAAUUACAGGUAUUCGAAUUUGGAAUUACAACGCCAAUAUGGAACUGUCAUACAUUGGCGCAAAACAUGUGCGCUUGUCGCUAGAUGGCACUGCUCUGCACAAACGGCCGUUACUUUUAAGACGUGCGCCUGGAGAGACGUGCUAUGAUUAUUUACAGCACUUUGAACUUGCUUCUAUCGAUGAUAGGAUCAGCGCCUCGGAGAAUAAUGGCUUCAAUCGGAUAAUGUAUGAAAGUAGCCUUACAUUGGGAGCUCCCACGGGUUUUGUGCUACAGAUAAAUAUAUUCUCUACUUGGGGAGAUCCAUAUUACGUUGGACUCACGGGGAUCGAGCUUUAUGACCCCCAAGGAAACCUCAUCGAUGUAACAGAAACGAAUGUUUGUGCUCAACCGGCGAGCGUAAACGUUCUUGAUAGUCUAGCAAAGGACGUCCGUACACCGGAUAAGCUCAUAGAUGGGCACAAUUCGAGUGCUGCCGAUGCACAGCACUCGUGGCUCGCACCUGUCUUACCUGACACUCUUAACAGGAUAUUUUUUGUAUUUGAUGUCCCAAUCUGUAUUUAUGGCAUGAAAAUAUGGAAUUACGGCAAAACACCAACUCGAGGCGUGAAGGAAUUUGGGGUCCUAAUGGAUGAUCUGUUGAUAUUUAACGGAACACUUGAUAUGGCCAAAGGUGAGCCUAUAAUGUCACAGUGGAUAUGUUUCCAAGAGAUAGACCUCGUAAAUCUUACACCAAGUCCCUCUGAUGUAAGCCAACGUACGACUACAAGCGGGUCCGGACAAUCAGUCGACCAAAAUGAAAGACCAUACACGAGUGUGUAUUCAAUACGGUCAAGAAAACAAAAAUAAAUUUUCUUCGCGUUUGUUAAUAUGUUGAUGUUUAAAUCAAGCUUGUGAUGUUUUAUGGAAUGUUUGAAAUAUGUAUUUUUGAUGUUGCGUGUAAUAAUAUUGUUUUUUGAUAAUGUAAAUCGAACUUACUAAUUGUCUAUGAUCAUAAAAAAGUGGAAAAGAAAGGCGCGAAAUUGAAAAAUAAAAUCAUUAGAUAUCUGAAAAGUGUUUAAAAUGUAAUUUUAUGUAUUGUGUAAUUUUUCGGUGAGUUUCCGUGAGAUUAAUUAUUUUUAAGUUAUUGUGUUUGUUUUAAAACUCAAAAUCUUAGUACUACUUUCAACUAACUAAAUUUAAAAUCAGACUGAGCAUCAGCGAAAGAGGUAGUCAGUUUUAGUUCGAGCUUACGUUUUCUAUAAAGCUUUUUGUAUUUACUACUAUCAUUUAAAUAAUAUUCUUGAGGUCUAUACCUAGGUACUCUAUUCAGAUGAUCAUGUGAUUGAAAAUUGUCCCCAAUAUAAUAUUAGAGAGUAGGUAUGUAGGUAACUAGCUGGUAAUAAGUAAAAAUUACUUGUUUUGGAGUAAACUAACAAUAAGCACUGUAAUAAUUAAAUCAAAAACAAAACAAGGUUAAUUGCAGCUGAUAUUG